Molecule: messenger RNA, 1278 nt
Organism: Diplodia corticola
Lineage: Eukaryota; Fungi; Ascomycota; Dothideomycetes; Botryosphaeriales; Botryosphaeriaceae
Exons: 1
Coding region: 1-1278 (425 amino acids)
Source: RefSeq, a predicted model, not a curated record
AUGGGCACCCAGCCUUCCCACAUCAAGCUCGGCCAACGAGUCCCGCUGUUGACAGAGAUGCAACAGCUCUCCACGGACUUCGACGACCAAUACAACAACAUCCGUUCCCCCCGCACCGCGCCGUCGCCCACGCCGACGCCGACACCGAAGUCCCGCGUCCCCAGCACCAUCACCAUCUGCGCCUACGACCCGCCAUCCCCCAAGAUGGCCUCUCCCCACAACCUCGGCCGCCACAGCCACCACAACCACAACCACCACGCCCACGCCCACUCCCACCGCCACAGCCUCCGCCACAGCUUCCGCCACAGCAACUACCAGCACUACCACGACCAAGCCUACCACGACCACCAAGACCACCACAACAACCAACCCACCCGCACCGCCUCAUCCUCGUCGUCGUCCUCGUCCUCCUCAACCACAACCACCGCCCUCCCACCCCCAAGCAUGCUCUCCGCCGCGCUAGGCCCGUCCUCCGCAUCGCCAGCAGCGCUGCUCGCGGCGGCAGACGCGGCGGCGGCGACGCCGCCCUACCAGCACCAGCACCAGCACCAGCAGCGACAGCAGCACCACAAGCGGCAGCGGCCGCGCAAGUACCACCAGCAGUACCAUCAGCAGUACCAGUACCAGCACCAGUACCAGCAGCACCAGCGGCCGCACCCGACGCCGCCGCGGUCGACGCCGGAGCCGUUUUGCGCGUGCUGCACGACGCCGCUGCCGCCGCCGACGCCGCCGCCGUUCCGCGACGAGGACGAGGAGCGGGAGCGGUCGGGGUGUGGGUCGCGGGAGCGGUCGGGUUCGUGCGCGGGGGCGAAGCUGAGGGCGCUGGUGCGGAGGGUGAUGCUGUGUGCGAAUGGGGGGUGUAGGGGUGGUGGGUGGUGUCGGAGUGGUGGGUGUGGUGGUGCUAAGGAGGAGAAGGAGGGGGGAGAGGAGUUCAAGAUGAUGACGAAGACGGAGGCGGAGGCGGAGGCGGAGGCGGAGAUGGAGACGGGGAGGAAGAAGAAGAGGGGGAUGAGUCUGAAGGGGAUGAAGGGGAAGGGGGGGUUUAGGAGUGGUGGUGGUGGUGGGAGGAGGGGGAGGUGGUGUGGGAGGGAUGAGGCGGAUGAGGCGGACAAUAUCAGUUUGGCGGAGAGCUUCGGGACGAGCAGUAGCUUGAGGAGCAUGAAGAGCGGGAAGAUGGUGAUGAUGACUGUGAGUGCGGAUGAUUUCCUUUCCCCCCUUUUGAUUUUCUUGAAGCUGAUGAGGUGUGAGCAGGGUCUCGGGCGCCGGAUUAUGAUAUAA